This is a messenger RNA of Bombus huntii, 2111 nucleotides long. RefSeq names its product protein SHQ1 homolog. The coding region runs from base 432 to 2015 and encodes 527 amino acids. The record is from RefSeq and is a predicted model, not a curated record. Gene Ontology annotation, biological process: box H/ACA snoRNP assembly. Gene Ontology annotation, cellular component: cytoplasm; nucleoplasm. NCBI's taxonomy places the organism in Eukaryota, Metazoa, Arthropoda, Insecta, Hymenoptera, Apidae. The transcript has 8 exons.
UUGGUCGAUCUUUGACCAACUAAAAAUCGAUAGUUACAUCGAUAUAUUUAUCGUUAAACUAUUAUUGCAAUAGCACAAGAUUUCGUCUGAAACUAGGACGUCAAUGAAAUGGCAAGUGAAUCGAACGAAAAGAAUUUUAAUCUUUGAAAUGUAAUUUAUGGAUACAAAGUUAUUUGUAAGAGUUAGGAACAUUUACAACCAGUAUAGUAAUGUUACAAAUAUAAGCUUUAAAGAUUUGUCUUAUAUGGUAUAUAAAUAACCAUAGUGUAUAAUAGAGCAUUUAUUAAUAUAUCAUGUGUUUACUUCUAUGUCUGUAUUGAUACUGCAUGGUAUUCGCUUAUUAUAAUAAUGUAAUUUUGCAAAAUUAUUACAUCUAAUGAACGUGAGGAAAGAAUCUUAAAUAAAAUACAUUUUCGAAGUGCAUUACAAAGAUGUUAACUCCACGAUUUGAAAUAACUCAAACUGAUACAGAAGUCGCAAUAAUCAUUCAUGCACCAUAUGCCAAUAUCAAAGACACGGAGGUUUAUGUUGAUGGAACAGAUUUCAGAUUUUAUUCUACACCAUAUUAUUUGAGGUUAAGACUACCAGGUGAAAUUGAAGAAAAUGACUCAUCAUUUGGCUCAUACGAUUGUGAAAAAGGAGAUUUCUCUUUAAGAUUUUCAAAAGUAGUAAAAGGAGAAUAUUUUGAAAAUUUGGAUAUGAUAAGUACAUUAUUAGCUCCACCAAAAAAGAAGAAUACAAUUGUACCAAAUAUUGAGGUAAUUGGAAAUCCAUCAGCAAAUUCUGAAGAUAUUAAUGAUAUACCGAAUGAGCAUGAAUUUACACCAAAUGAUGAAAACACUAAUGGAGAUGAAUGGUACAUGCAUCAGAACAAUACUAUAGAAACUGUACCUCUUUUGCCUGUAUCUCCCAAAUAUGGUUUUGCGAAUAAAAUAUCUGUAGCUUUAGCUGCUUUUGAGUCAGCAUGGAUUAAGGAAAUAAUAGAUCUUCCAAUGCCAGAUACAAUACCUCAAUCUGAGAGAAGAAAAUUGCGAGAGAAACGUGAAAUUUCAGAUUUUAACGAGGAACAUUAUUUGGCAGAUCUUAUGCAACCAGAAUGCAUAGAACCAUAUAUCUCAUUUUCUGCAGAAUGGGACACUUUGAAAAAAGAAGAUAUUUCUUUCAAUGAAACUCAAGUAGAUUUAUUAAAAGAACUCCCAAACAAAGAAUAUUUAUUAAACAAUGAAGAAACACAUAAGUUACUUUUAGGUUUAAUGGAUAUUUUAUUUGGUUGUUGCUAUAAUCACAGAACAACAUUAGGAGAAAAUACAGUUGAAAGUAGUUGGACUAUUAAUAAAUUAAGUUCCACUUUGUGUUGGUUUGAUGAGUUUUCUGAUGCGGAAGAAGUUGUAAAAGCUUGUUUUAGAAGAUCAAUAUGUUAUCCACUUUUUAGAAAUUGGGAUUUAUCUAAAAAAGUUUUUGAAGACGUAAAGAAAGUAAUUAAGUUAGGUAAAAAGUAUAUUAUAAAACAUUUUUGUGAAGUACAUAGUUUGUUUAACAAUUCGUGUGAACCGCGAUAUAUAUUAAAUCAGUUGUAUAUAAAAGAUUACCUGAUCUGGUUACAACAGAUUAAUGAAUCAUUAAUAGAAUCAUUGGAAUCUCUCAUCGCUAAUGUUCAACCUUCCAAAGAUGAUAUGCAACUUGACUUAGCAGAGCUAGAGCAAGCAGCUUAUUCUGUGCAAGAAGAAGAUCUUAUUAUAGAAAAUUCUGUUCAUGAAAUAGUGGAUCAAAUGGAUGAAUUAACAGUUAAUGACAAUGACAAAGAUAAGCCAAAGACUAUAUACUACAUUAAAGACAAACAUUCUUUAAAGUAUUUGUUAUCGAGUAGUUCGAGUUCAAGCGACAGCAGCGAUACUGAUUCUGAAAGCGAUUCAGAAAGUAGCACUUCAAGUACCACUACAACAAGCAAUAGUAAUAGUUUGGACUCGGACGAUGUAAGCGAACCAGAAGAAAUUACAAAUGAGUAUACUUAUUGAUAUAUACUUAAAUAACGAAAUCUUUCUAAAAACAACGUUUUUGAAAGUUUUUUCUUAUUUAUAAUAUUAUAAAUAAAACUUCACGAUUCUACCUUA